Neodiprion virginianus is the source of this 2896-nucleotide messenger RNA. Its product is annotated as T-complex protein 11-like protein 1. The transcript has 10 exons. Bases 118 to 1755 code for a protein of 545 amino acids. Gene Ontology annotation, biological process: signal transduction. NCBI's taxonomy places the organism in Eukaryota, Metazoa, Arthropoda, Insecta, Hymenoptera, Diprionidae. The record is from RefSeq and is a predicted model, not a curated record.
UCUUUGGCUACAGCUGUUAGAGCAUUCAGCUAGUGGUCGAAUUUUACUUCAAACCGCGUUGCUUCUAAUUUCCAAGUAUUUUGUCCUUCAAUUUGAAUUUUGAAGUUUGAUAGAACAAUGUUAGACAGGUAUAAAGUUUUACGCAGUGCUGGUGUGGUAUGGGGAAUUACGAUCUGUUGUCUCUUGUUCAAUCGCAAAUUGCCAGGCUCAAGGAUAUUCUUUAGUUUAAUCCCUGCUUUUCUUUGGCGAGGUGAUAAAAUGAAAAAUGAAGAGGAGCAAAAAUGUAAUAAUAACCAGGCUAGCGCGCCAGUAGAAACUCGUGUGGACAAUCAAAGAUCGGCUGAAAACAAGAACACGCAACAAUCGCAGGUACAAAACUUUAUGCUUGGAGGCCUAACCGGGGCAUCUCCUCCAAAAUUUGUGUCCUUUGAAGAAAUAAUGAAGGCAGCAAAUGGUAUGACCAAUAUGGCCCUAGCGCACGAAAUCGCUCUUGAUAAAAAUUUCAAAUUGGAAACGCUGGAUCCACCAAGUGACAGCUUUCAAAAAAAAGUUAAAGAAACAAUGCAUAAUAUAUUCUGGCAGCUGCUAGCCCAAGAGUUGGCCGAGGAUCCACCAAAUUAUAAUCAAGCAUUAACUCUUCUUGGUGAAAUAAAAACGGCUUUGGAAGAACUCCUAUUGCCUCGGCAUACGAAGAUACGAGAAAACAUUAAUGAGGUCCUGGACAUUGAUUUAAUUAAACAGCAGGCAGAGCAGGGAAUUUUAGAUUUCCGUCAUUACGCUAACUUUAUUAUCUCCAUUAUGGCAAAAUUGUGCGCACCAGUCAGGGAUGAAAAGAUUGCAGAGCUAGCAACAUCGACCGAUGUUAUUGAGACAUUUAGGGGAAUUUUGGAAACUUUGCAGUUGAUGAAGCUUGACAUGGCAAACUUCACGAUAACUUUAAUAAGACCUGAGAUUGUUGCAUCUAGUGUUGAAUAUGAAAAAAAGAAAUUUGCUGAGUUUUUGAAGGUCAAUGAAGAUGGUCUCCAGUUAACGAGAAAAUGGCUGCUCCGAAAUUUGAAUAUGGAAAAAUUGACCACAUCUUCCACGGAUAUCAAUGCAGUUCGUCAAAUUACACACAGCUUACUAACUGAGGCGUACUUAGACCUCUUAGAAUGGAAAUUCAAUCCAGAUGCAGAGACGCUGAUGAUGGACCAAGGGCGAUUGGUAGAAUUACGCGAUCGAACCUGUAGAUUAUGCAUAGCAGGAUCAGUGUUGCUGGUAACUAACAACACUAUUGGUGCUCCCCUUCAAGGGGUUACGAGUUUUAAGAAUAGCAUGAAACAGCAUCUCGCCGUGCUUUUGGAAUCCGUUCAUUCCAACGAGGAGCUGGCAACUGUGAUGGUUAACAUUGUACUGCAAGUUACAGCCGAUGUCAAGGAAACACUGAAAGAAAUUGGUGCUUCAGAAUUGUCUCCAGAGCUGGAGUCUCUUCUCAGUGCUCAGAUAUUAGAAAUUGCCAAGCCUGAUCACAAGAUUCGAAAUCUUGUCAACAUAAGAAUCCGACAAUUUCUACAAAAAAUCAUACAAUCACAAACGGCAGGUCCGCAGCAGAUACCUCCAGGGCUAUCGUCUCUUCAGGAAGAACUAGCUGGUAUUGCAGCGCAGUUUUUGAUCAUUGUAUCCCAUAAUCGCAGUGUAUUUGGCGAAUAUUAUCUUGAUAUCGUGACCACGGCAAUUACUGGCGAAAAUGCUGCGACUCCCAUGAAUACUGAGUAGAUUCAGAGAAGCAUGUGUAGCUUUGACUUAGGAAUUCGUUCACACAUAUGUUGAGACGUAUGUUACUAGAAUUUGAACAGAAGGCGGCUGAUUUCGAAAAUAUUUGGCUGUAGAAUGCUGGGAACACUACAUCCGAAUUAACGUUCGUGUAACAUUUUCACUGACAGUAGUACCCCAAAAAACACGUAGAUAUAUUUUCGAUGAAAACUGUAAACGCGUGAACUGCAAUCCAAGAAAACACUAGAAAGAGGAAUGGAAAACAGCAAAAGCAAAUUUGACGUGCCUUGUCAUUUGAAAUGGAUAUUUACACUAAUAAUCAAUUUUAUGCAAGCGAAACUCUUGGAAUAUUGAGUUCAUUUUAAAUAGUACUUGUUAGUCGUAAAAAUUUUGGAUAAAUUUCGAAUUUUGCAACAUAUAGGGGUGGAAAGAACGAAAGAGCACGGUGAUUGUAAAUUUUAAUGAAUUCAUUUACUAACUGUUAAUAAUACGCACGCAUUAAUAUAUACAUGUAUAUAUAUAUAUAAUUAUAUAUACACUUUACUGGAAUUAUAUCUUUAAAUAUAUAUCUGAACCAUUUGCGGUACUGAUUUAAAAAAUUUACAAGAUACAGAAAUACGUUUAAGUGAAAAGUAUUAGAAAAUAUACAGAAUUUCAAAUUAAUUAAUGUAAGCUGUAGUUCCUAAAAUAGAACAGAUGGAUACUAGCCUACACAUUGUAUGCAGGCAUUUUUUUAGUCUGCCCAUCGUCUAAAUUGUGAAUUGCAUAACAAGUGCUAGCCAACAAUUGAUAGAUUCUUACACAAUAUUUGUGUGUACGUUUAUAACUGAAAGCGUAAAAUUAGAAUAUAUGAUUAUAUUGUAUUACGGACAGGAACAGUUGUGGAACAAACACUCGAAAGUAGCACUUUGAAUAAUCAUGAAUUAUGAAGUAAUUCACAAUUUUUGUACCUAUGAAUGAAUAAAAAUAAUAAAUAUUCAUAAAGAACAAUUGAUGAUUCAUUAAUUAAUGAUAGCCGGAUUUGUAAAAAUAAAUGGUGCCUGCAAGCAAUUUGCUGCCGCAAAUCUUGAAUUGAUAGCAUCAACUUUAAGAAUGAUUUGCAAUUCGAGAGUGAGUUUCACCAAACGCACCAUCACUAGUUCGU